Messenger RNA from Pelagomonas calceolata, 1211 nucleotides. Lineage: Eukaryota; Pelagophyceae; Pelagomonadales; Pelagomonadaceae. The record is from the annotation of a GenBank genome assembly.
AGAGCCGAGAGCAGCGCUUGCAGCCCAGCUCUCUGUCAUUUAGGCUCUGCUGUGCGCGAAACAAUUGCAUUUUUGAAGCACUUGAACUUCGCAGUCGAGCCGCAAACCUUGAGCAAUGCCUGCACGCUGACCAGGGAGAGCAGCAGCAGUGGGUGAGAUGUUACAUGCAAGGCUAGGCGCGAGACGAAUCCUACCGCGUCUGUGGUCAAGCACCGCGACGCCGCCGCCGCAACCAGCCGUGUCCAUCUUAAGGCUGGGCGCGCGACGGAUCCUACCGCGGCGGUGGUCAAGCACCGCGGCGACGACGACGCAACCACCACAACCGGCCGUGCCCGUCCACGCGCGCUAUUUAGCAAGGACGAUCGACGUGUCGAAAUUCCAGGAGCACUUUAAUAUGAGGACGCAGACCUUUGAACGGGACUCCGUCAUGCUGACGAUCAACACUGAAGAACGAAGGGGUCAUGUGGUAGUGUUUAAUUAUGGUGCGGUCGUCUUCGUCAACGUGCCUCAGCAGCUAAGGGACUGGUGUUUGGACGCCUUCGCGCCCUUUUGCAACGACACGAUCCCCGACGGCUUCCAGCCCGUCGAGGACUACAAAAUGAAUGAAGGGGAGCAGGUGGAAAUUGGUUUUGACUCCGUAAAACUGCCGCAGUUGGAUGGGCACAAUCUGGCGGUCAUCGCGACCGUGCUCGCGCAGUCCGUAGCUUUAGAUCACUACGCGGCGAAGACGGACGCGAUGCUCGAAGCAUUUACACGGCUCAAUAGUUCGGUGGAGAGAACGGGCGUCUUCUCCGCACUCGAAAAAAGAUCCUUAUUUAGAUUGGUGGCGCUGAACAACACGCUGUUCACGGACGUCAUCGCCAAAAUUGGUAUACUGGAGCGCUCGAACACGGCGUGGAAGUACCUGCAGUACGCGGACGUGUGGGAGGGCUUACAAGACGAAUUCGAGAUCCGGGACCGCUUCUGGAAGAUCGAGUUCAAGCUCAAUUUGAUCCAGCAAAAUUCCAAGUUCUUCCUGGAAGUGCUGGCGACGGACAAGUCGAAUACGUUGGAGUGGAUCAUCAUCGCUUUGAUCUCGAUUGAAAUUGUCGUCAUGGGCGUCGAGAUCGCGCGGGGGAUCUGAGACGCCGUCGCCGCGGCGCUUGCUCGGUAGCGUGGAGGGAGGCCAGCACGGCACCUGAACGACGCCAUCGCCGCGACGAGAGAAGGUA